Messenger RNA from Danio aesculapii, 5159 nucleotides. It is a transcript of the gene plekhm2, whose product is annotated as pleckstrin homology domain containing, family M (with RUN domain) member 2. The coding region runs from base 38 to 3022 and encodes 994 amino acids. NCBI's taxonomy places the organism in Eukaryota, Metazoa, Chordata, Actinopteri, Cypriniformes, Danionidae. Gene Ontology annotation, molecular function: kinesin binding. The record is from RefSeq and is a predicted model, not a curated record. Gene Ontology annotation, cellular component: endosome membrane. The transcript is spliced from 20 exons. Gene Ontology annotation, biological process: positive regulation of membrane tubulation; regulation of protein localization; lysosome localization.
GCGCGUCAGCUGACAUCCGCAGAGAGCAGAGCCAGACAUGGAUCAACUCAAAGUCAAAGACAGGAUCCUCGAAAACAUCUCUCUGUCCGUCAAGAAGUUGCAGAGUUAUUUUGCGGCCUGCGAGGAUGAGACGCCAGCCAUCAGGAAUCACGAUCGUGUUCUUCAGCGCUUGUGUGAACACCUGGAUCACGCUCUGCUUUAUGGGCUGCAGGACAUUUCAUCAGGUUACUGGGUCCUCGUAUUACACUUCACACGACGAGAAGCCAUCCGACAGAUUGAGGAACUCCAACACAUAGCCACCAAUCUUGGCAGAAGUCGUGCCUGGCUCUACUUGGCGCUCAAUGAAAGUUCUUUAGAAAGCUACCUCCGACUUUUUCAGGAGAAUCAAGGACUGCUUCAUAAAUACUAUUACAAAAAUGCAUUGGUUUGCAGUCAUGACCAUCUCACUCUGUUUCUUACGCUCGUCUCUGGGCUUGAGUUCAUUCGCUUUGACCUGGAGCUGGAUGUCCCAUACCUGGAUGUUGCUCCCUACAUGCCUGAAUACUACAAACCUCAGAAUCUGUUGGAUUUUGAGGAGAGGUUGCCAAGCUCUGAUAGUCUGUCACUGCACUCCUUCACUUCUCUCACAUCCACUAAUCUCGAGUGGGACGACAGUGCUAUUGCCCCAUCCAGUGAAGAUUAUGAUUUUGGUGACAUCUUCCCUGUGUUGCAGUCAUUGCCAAGUGCAGACUGGGAAGAGGGAGACUUGACUGAUCCAGUCAGUGGGCCGCGCUCUUCAGGAUCAGACCCUCAGACUGUUGUCAGUGACUGUGUUGUAGUGAAGGUGUCGGCCGGCACAAUCAGAACUAGAUCACUUUCACGAAGCCCUACAUUUCGGCAAAAUCCCUUCACUGAGGACUCGGACACCAACACUUCAGCUGACGUCACCCCAGUGCACAUAGCCAGUCGGCACGCUUCAACAACUGGAGAAGACACUGAAAUUACCAGCACUGAGCUGGAAGUCAUUAGAAUGGCACGGCGACGAAAACCCGGCAAGAAACGACGCGGCAGAGGAUCAUCAGUGAGCAGCGAACAGAACGUCAUCUCUCCAGAAGUGACUGACGAAUGCCUUCAGAUUGUAGUUGAGAGAGACGUCACAGUAAACCACAUCACCGUGGACAGUCGAGUUCCUCUGGAGCGUCCCGACAGCACUGCUUCAGAGCCCUUGAGGAAUGGGAGACGAGAAGGAGAAGAUGAGGAGCCUGAAACAGGACUGAGGCUUCCAGAAAUGACGGACACUUCAAUGGACAAUGUAGGGCAACCCCUCCGUGAGGUCAUGGACAGGCUGAAUGGGUCUCUGGAUGCUGAAGAUGGAGCAGAUGAAAUUUGCACCGCUCACGACGGGCCCCCCAAUCAGCAGCCCUUUCGAGAGGAUGCUGGCGGUGAACCUCCAGACCCAAGCGAUGGUUUCCUGCAGGCCCCGCUGCCACCUGCAGACUUCUACUGCUUUACCUCCCAGAGUCCAGACCCUGCUGCCUCAGGUGGUGGGCGCCAUGACUUUGCAGGGCAUGGCGAGCCGCAGGAUGUUCCUGUUAGCAAUGAAGAUGAGGGAGAAGCAGAAGCAGAGGCAGCAGCUGCAGGGCAGGAUCCCUCCAUCGCCAUAGAGACCACAGAGAAGGAAUGGAGUCAAACAGAAGAAGAUGAUGAAGAUGCAACACAGAGCUCUCAUGCUGCAGAAUUCAAGGUGGAUAACAAUCAUCUGCUGCUGCUCAUGAUUCAUGUUUUCAGGGAGAAUGAAGAACAGCUCUUUAAGAUGGUGAGGAUGAGCACAGGCCACAUGGAAGGAGAUCUGCAGCCUCUAUAUCUGCUUUUAACAGACUGCUACAUUUACCUCUUGCGAAAAGGAGCGGCGGAGAAACCCUACAGUGUUGAAGAGGCAGUGUCUUACAAUGAGCUGGACUACAUCUCUGUGGGUCUUCACCAGCAGACCAUCACUCUGGUGUGCACAAACCGAAGACGGCAGUUCCUGCUGGACACUGCGGACUCAUCUCUGACUGACUGGUUUCUGACUGUGCUGAAGGAAGCUUGGGAGAAUGGCUGUAGGGAACCUCCAUACCCAUCUAUUCUUACUGACGCCACCAUGGAGAAACUUGCUCUCUCCAAGUUUGUGUGCCAGGAGACUCAAUGUGAGAUGUCUGAGAUGAAGAUUCGCCUUUAUUCUCUGGUUCACUGGGAAGACCCAAUGGAUGUGACCGUGGCUUCACCAACAUCUCCGUCAGGCUCUAGAGCAUCCAGCAGCACUAAAGAGGGGCCGCUGCUGUACCGAGCCGGAAGCUCUUAUUUGGGGAAAGAAGUGUGGAAAAGUUGUUACCUAGUUCUCAGCAAUGGCAUCCUGUAUCAGUAUGCAGAGAGAACAGAUGUUACACCUUUGAUGUCUGUUACCAUGGGGGGAGGGCACUGUGGAGGCUGCAGACGUUCUAACAGCACGGAAAAGCCUCACGCCUUUCAGGUGAUUCUGACAGAACAUCCACCGUUAGAGCUCAGCGCAGAAAAUGAGCUGGAAAUGGCAGACUGGAUGCAGCUGCUCUGCCAGUCUGUCUCUAAAGGGAUUAUUCCGCAGGGAGUUGCUCCUGCACCCUGCAUCCCAUGUUGCCUUGUUCUCACAGACAGGAAGUUGCUCACGUGUCACCAGGAUUGCCAGACCAGUUUUUUCCGUUCUCUAGGAGGAGCCGAUUUGAACGAUGUCACAGCUGUUUGCCUGGAGGAUGACAAGGAAUACUGUGUUGUUGAGUUUGCAGAGGAUCGAGCUCAGUUUCUCCCUCCCUGGGUUUUGUAUUUUAGCGGAUAUGAGGAACGAGAUCGGCUUAUAGCAGAAUUAAGUCAAGCAUGGACUGCUGUUUAUCAGGUGAGUCUACCUCGUAAGGCAGUGUCAGACCUGUCGGUUCAGAAGAAGUGCAGCGAGGCUCUGGAGCUGAUGAAGAGCGCAUGGCAGAGGAGCGACAGUCUACACAGAGGCAGAUCAGAGAGAGAACCAUGGUGCUGACCCCCUCCUUCACUACAUGAGCUCAGACAUGGACAGCAGGGGGAAAUCGGCUCACCAGCAAACCUACUGUUUAUGUAGGUACAAGCAGACACUGUGAGCUCUUCGAACAAGGCACCAUACUGAACAAUGUGGGCUCAUUUCAUAUUAAACUAACGGUAUUUAUGGCCUGACCUCGUUUACACUUGCCUUGCACAAAUAUUUAAGGACUUCAGUUUAAGGCUUUUGGCUUUUACAAGUGGAAGUCUGCAAAAGGAAAUCAAAGAGAUCAAGCAGUUCUCUUCCAUGUGUUUGGAGUAUAUGUAUAUAUACAGUGUAAAUACGUAUAGUAGGCAAAAUUCUAAAGCUUUUAAAAAAAAAAAACUUCCCUGCGUAACGUGGAGAGAUACUGCACACGCCUGUACUAUAAAGAGGUACAAACUGCUUUUUGUGCACUUAUGAAAGACUAUUUUAGUUAUGUUUACACCAUUGAUAUUAUCUGGCUGCUUUAAGAUUUGAAAGUGUAACGGUUUGCAUGACACUCAAAACGCAGAGAAAGCGAAGUCGGGGGAACUGGUCUGGCUUUAUAGGAUUAGUUCUCACAAAAAAUGACGAACAUUUGACAUUUACUCUCUUUCGGGCCAUCUGAUAUGUAGGUGACUGUUUUUUCAGUCAAACAUUAAAGUCGAUUAAGCUGAAACUGGUCCUCAAUUAAAAAAAAAAUUGCAAGUCAACAGCCAGCGGCACUUUGAAAGUCUAAAGAAACCCAUAUAGGAACAACAAAAUUAAUACACAUAUUUAUGAAGUGAAAUGAUUGGGCUUGAUUGGCUAAUGAAGUGAAACGAUUGGUCUGUGCUGUAUCUAUAUAGUAACGUUUCACCUCACAAGAACUUUUUGUGCAUGGUGUACUAAUGUAGUUCUAAGUGUUUUUUAGCCUUUAAAAGUGCUUGUAGUCUCCGACUUUUUAAAAUCAUUAAAGACCCAUAUAGAAAGAACUAAAUUAAUACACAUGACUUCUUCUGAAGCACUGAGGGCUUAUGAAGUGAACUGAUUGGUCUGUGCUGUAUUUUAAUAGUAGUGUUUCACUUCACAAGACCUCAGUGUAUUUUUCAGAAGCACAGUGUAUUUAUUUAGUUUUGCCUAUAGGUGUUUUUUAGAUUUUCAAAGUGCCUGUCUGACUUGCAUUUUAAGAAUCACCAAUCGCCAUUUCAGCCUAAAAGUUUCCUUUAAUGUUGUAUUGAAUAAAAGCAAAAACACUUGCUUCUUUGCUUACCUGAGGGUGAGUGAAUUAACUGCAAAUGUUUCAUUUUUGUAGUGAACUUUCCCUUUAAUUUUGACGUUUAAUAUCAAUCAGCAACAAUAAUAGUGAUGGUACGGUACUGGCAUGUAACCACUGUUGUGUUGAACUAUAAAAAUGUGCUAGAUUCAGGUGGUAUGGAGAAACUGUAAUAGGGAUCAUAUAAUUCUAAUACAUCAUUCAUUCAUUAAGGUUAUUAAAGCUCUUUCACCUAAAGAAAGGCUAUUUAAAAGUGAAGGAGUUGAUUACAGCAGAAUUGCACAAGAUUCAGAAUUGCACAUUUGUUGUUUUCUUUUUUUUUUUAAGGAUUUUUUUUGUGAUAUUAAAAUGAUUUCAGAUCUUACAGGGGCCUUUGGGAAACACUAUCAGUUUGGAGGUUUUUUUUUUUCUCCACUUUAAAAAGUAUUAUCAGCUUUUUUUAUGCAUUAUUUUUUAGCUUCAAUAUCAAAGCCAUUCCCAGUCCCUCACUCAGACAUCCCAUUUCCACUGAAACACUGUAGGGUGGUUUUAAGAAUGUAAAGUGCUUUUAAAGAAAGCAAAGGUUUGUGGAUCUUUGUCAGACUGUGACGAAUGGAAGCAGAAGCAGAAUCUCAGGUAUGUUGAAGUUAGUUUCAGUCAACAGUCAUUUUGAAUAAUACAUUGCUGGGCAAUGAUGGUAUACAGUUGUUCAUUAACAAUUGAAAUGUGGUUUUAUGUUUUCUGUUUCUUCUUUUUUUACUAGCUACUUUUAAAUUUUGUUUUUAUUUUUUUUAUUGAAAUCAGUAGUCAGCUGUGUUCUAACACUCUAAUGUCUCAAAUACACUAAAUGCUGCAUGUACAUUUUGGAAGAUGUCAUUAAUAUGAUCAAUAAAUCAACUUUUUAAA